Messenger RNA from Rhipicephalus microplus (southern cattle tick), 586 nucleotides. RefSeq lists its product as uncharacterized. Gene Ontology annotation, biological process: regulation of transcription by RNA polymerase II. The record is from RefSeq and is a predicted model, not a curated record. Lineage: Eukaryota; Metazoa; Arthropoda; Arachnida; Ixodida; Ixodidae. Gene Ontology annotation, cellular component: nucleus. Gene Ontology annotation, molecular function: DNA-binding transcription activator activity, RNA polymerase II-specific; RNA polymerase II cis-regulatory region sequence-specific DNA binding.
UGUGGCAGCAUGGUAGGUGUAUGUAGGUGUUCUGUGCUGUAGCAGCGGUCGCAUGCUCUUCGUUCCUUCGACAUGAGGGACCUGCGGAGGCAGCGAUGUUCAGUCGUUGGAUGCAGACCGAGUGACUGGACAACGGAGCCGCGUCGGCACCAAGUGCCUCGCGGUGGGGCUCUACGCACUGCGUGGCUGGAGAGAAUCGGCUAUCCGGUGACGCACAACGGGAACCUGUACGUUUGUGGUCGACACUUCGCUCCCGAAGAUUACACCAUUUACCUUCGGCGGGUGGAGUCGAUAAACUUCAAAUCAAUGCUGAGGCAUAAAGCUGUGCCGACGCUUCACCUCCCCGUUCUUUCUCUGGUGCAUCUGUGGGACAGUCUUCAUCGGUGUCUGUACGAGGUCGACUGCAUUCCUGCCAAAAGUGCACCUAUGCGACACGUCUUAAGUCACAUAUGACCAGACCAAACACCUUCGGACACACAUGCGUGAACGCCCUUUGCAGGGCCACUUGAGCUCUGAUGCAUUCACUGAGGAGUCCAAGCUGGUGGCUCACGUGCGCGCUCACUCAGGAGGGCCUUUGUUUUUCGUG